Molecule: messenger RNA, 1218 nt
Organism: Trichomycterus rosablanca
Lineage: Eukaryota; Metazoa; Chordata; Actinopteri; Siluriformes; Trichomycteridae
Product: dexamethasone-induced Ras-related protein 1-like
Exons: 2
Coding region: 45-836 (263 amino acids)
Biological process (GO): signal transduction
Molecular function (GO): GTP binding; G-protein beta-subunit binding; GTPase activity
Source: RefSeq, a predicted model, not a curated record
GUGUGGAUUAGUGAACCUGCUCCCUGUGGACUACCAACGCAGAAAUGAUUAAGAAAAUGUCCCCGUCCGAGAACGACUUUGACAUCCCGGCUAAGAACUGCCACCGCAUGGUCGUGCUCGGCUCGACCAAGGUGGGCAAGACUGCCAUCAUCUCCCGCUUUCUGAACGAGCGCUUCGAUGAUCAGUACACGCCCACCAUCGAGGACUUUCACCGCAAGUUCUACAGCAUCCGUGGGGACGUGUACCAGCUGGACAUCCUGGACACGUCCGGCAAUCAUCCCUUCCCUGCCAUGAGGAGGCUGUCCAUUCUGACAGGUGAUGUCUUCAUCCUGGUGUUCAGUUUGGACAACCGUGCCUCCUUCCACGAGGUGCAGCGCCUCAAGAGGCAGAUCUUCGAGACCAAGUCAUGCCUCAAGACCAAAACAAAAGAGGACACAGAAGUGCCGCUGGUCAUCUGCGGCAACAAGUGCGACCGUGAGUUCACCCGAGAGGUUUCCGACGAGGAGAUCGAGCGCCUGGUGGCGGGAGACGAGCGCUGCGCCUACUUCGAGGUAUCGGCCAAGCGCAACACCAACAUUGAUGUCAUGUUCCACGCGCUCUUCUCCAUGGCAAAGCUUCCUGACGAGAUGAGUCCAGACAGGCACCGCAAGAUUUCCCUGCAGUGCGGGGACGUGCUGCACCGCAAGUCCCUGCGCAAUCGAAAGUUCAAGGAGGGAGGCAACGCGUACGGCAUAGUCGCGCCCUUCGCAAGACGGCCGAGUGUGCACAGCGACCUGAUUUACAUUAAAGAGAAAGCGUUAAAUCAGGGGAGCAAGGAUCGCUGUGUUAUUUGCUGAAGGGACUCAAGAGAGAUGUCUGAACUUAAACACACCCAGAGUGGUACCGCCUUACAGGCCGACUUUGCUCUCUCCUGUCAGAAAACGGCGAGGCCAGCGCGUGCCGCUUAGAGCUGCAUGUCGUGAUCCGUCAGAGACGCUUAACCUGAAUGCUACAGGUUAAAAACGUGGAGAUUUUUCCGCAGAUCUGCUGUAAAAACCAGAGUCUGUGGAAGAAACAGUCCCAACCGACGAGUUGGAUGUGACGCUUGAGCACUUGUUUACAUUUUGUUUUAUAUGACUUAAAAAAAAGAACUUAAAUGUCAGUGGCAAUGUGAACAAACAUGAAUGUAUAUUUAUUCUUUUAUGUGAGCUUUUUGGUAUAAAAAUGGAAAAUAAAACU